Messenger RNA from Patiria miniata (bat star), 2305 nucleotides. RefSeq names its product alpha-1D adrenergic receptor-like. Gene Ontology annotation, cellular component: membrane. The record is from RefSeq and is a predicted model, not a curated record. Gene Ontology annotation, molecular function: G protein-coupled receptor activity. Gene Ontology annotation, biological process: G protein-coupled receptor signaling pathway. NCBI's taxonomy places the organism in Eukaryota, Metazoa, Echinodermata, Asteroidea, Valvatida, Asterinidae. Bases 555 to 1736 code for a protein of 393 amino acids. The transcript has a single exon.
CUCUAUCCUGGAGAUGUGUCGCCCCUGUACUGGUGGUUGUGUGAGGCCUUUGCCGCCUUGCUGGCACCACAAACAGUGGAUCUCAUAUAAUUUCCUAAAGACUUGACACCACAUUGUUCAGAAAUUCAAUCAGAUCAUUUGCAUUGUUUUCUGACACUCGACCCCCCAAAAUCUAGCACAUCCGCAUUUCUAGCGGAAACCACGGCGGAAGUUCUAGUGUAUUAUCCUCGCAACAUCUUGUUCCUUUAUUGCUAAUUUUCUUCAUAAUGUUAUUCAGCAACAGGUCAAUAACUUACAAUAAGAGACGCCAAGAAAUUUGUGUGGUAAUAAUUAAUAUAAAAAGGGUUGACUUUGGGGAUUUCCCCUUGAAAUUUUCCCUGGCUAAAAGCAAAAGGUAGAGCACUUGGAAACGUUUCAUUUCCGAAUUAAACGUUUGGUUUCACUUGCUGCUUUUGCCAGGGUAGUUGCUGAAAUACAGGACGUUUGGUCUGAAUCACCGACAAUCAACGACGAACAGUCACUGUAGCAGCAUCCACUGAUCUCACCAUCAAGAGAUGAAUACGUUCACUGUGACAAGCGAAAUGGCCACGACAAUGGUACCAAAAAACAUGACAGUCGUUAGCACCAUGUCAUAUUUUCUGUCAUCUGAUUUCACGACAUCUGAUACACUUGACGCAACUAGUGUCAGUGUCGAUUCGAACAUGACAACUACAGCAAUGAUGGAGACCACGACUCAAGGUGACGGUCGCAACUUUCGCUUUGAAGACCCCGUACAGCGGAUCAUCAUCGGCUGCGUCUACUGCCUCGUGGCAGUCGUUGGCUUCGCUGGGAACUCCAUGGUCAUCCUGGCUGUCAUUCUGUCAAGGAAACUCCAAACCCGCACCAAUGCUUUUGUCGUCAACUUGGCCUUGGCUGACUUGGUGACAUGCAGCACUGCUCCGUUCAUAGCGUUGUCGUUGUUUAGUAUGAAUGGCUGGCCCUUACCGCUGAUCGUGUGCUCAGUGAUGGCUGGUCUGUUCUACACCAGCCUGGCAUGCAGCAUCAUAAACCUUGCUCUGAUAGCUAUCAAUCGGUUCGUCCUCAUCACAAAAUCUUCUAAGACUUACAGAUCUGUCUACACUCCGAAGAAGAUUGCGGCCAUGCUGGUCUUCACGUGGGGGUACCCAGCUCUGGUGAGUUGUUUCCCCCUGUUUGGUAUCGGCAAGUGGGGCUACUCCGAGAAGUACAAGACUUGCACCCAAGACACUUCCCAUAAGAAUACCGGCCUCUUCAGCUUGCUCGGCUCUGUCCUCGUGUAUCCCAUCCCGUUGAUCAUCCUCUUCGUGUGCUACUUCAAGAUCUAUCGCCACAUCACCGGCCAUAUGAGGAAGAUGUCGGGUAAAGGUGUGGAGCUAGCCGAGACAUCAAACUCCGCUACCGCCAGCACCAAACGACUCUCCAGGAACCGACCGGCCAGCUUCAGUAAGCGACAGGUGGAAAUCACCAAGAACCUGUUCUACGUGGUCUGUGCCUUCGUUGCUUGCCUGGCUCCCUUUGCCAUCACCAUCAUGAUACCACCCAGCGACCCGGUCAUUCCAUGGACCGCGACAAUCAUCAUCUUCAACAGCGCUGUCAACCCGAUCAUCUACGGGGCCAAACACCCACACUUCAAGGAGGUGUUCCGUCACAUGUUGCGGUGCCGGUACCACCUGAUCCCCGAACCUUCUGGAUUCCUCCGUAAGAUCAGAUCUAGAUAAAAUGCUUCCCAUAUGCUCUCCUGUGUUUUUCGUAGCACCAGGAGCGUGAAGACGAGACAAACUCUCAGUCUCAACUGACUCCUCCUCCUGAAAGGCCUACUGAGUAAAGUUUUCUUAAGACUCUAGAGAAAUAUAUUCCGCAGAUUAAAAAAUCCCCUGCGAGUAUAAACUGAAAUAAUUUGAAGUCGUUUUUUUUAAUCAACGAUAUCUUGACAUUAGUCUUUUUCUGUCAGUUUUAUGAAACCAUACAAAACACAUGAUUGGAGUGAUUUUGUUUUGGUAGGUUAAUCGAAAAAUUAUCUUAGGCCCUAUAUAUUAAAUAUGAAUGAUUUAGAAUGUACGUCUAAUGGGGAAAACGAUAGGCUUAUUGACAUUAAAGUGCAGACAACUUUUUUCCGACGAUUUUGAAAAAUACCAUUAUCUUAAAAGUGUAGAAUAACAAGUGACAUCCAUUGAACCAAUUAAUUAACACAAUCAUGUACAGGUAUCAUCUCGACAAUUUCUUAUAUCUGUGUACAAUUACUUCAGUGAAUGCAUUAAUACGAAUGUAAUUUUCAUCUUUGCCUGCA